Messenger RNA from Lineus longissimus, 1912 nucleotides. Its product is annotated as U3 small nucleolar RNA-interacting protein 2-like. Gene Ontology annotation, cellular component: small-subunit processome. The record is from RefSeq and is a predicted model, not a curated record. NCBI's taxonomy places the organism in Eukaryota, Metazoa, Nemertea, Pilidiophora, Heteronemertea, Lineidae. Gene Ontology annotation, molecular function: protein binding; U3 snoRNA binding. The transcript is spliced from 10 exons. Bases 56 to 1465 code for a protein of 469 amino acids.
GGCGGCUACCAUAUAAGCACGUUUUUCGCAAAUUUGUUCUUUUUUGUUCUUCAAAAUGCCAUUUUUCAUCAGAAACAAGAAUAAAUCAGGCGUGAAACUUGCACAGAAGCGAAAGGUCAAGGGUCCUACAGAGACCACAGGCAGUUCGGAUGGGAAGAAAAGGAAGAAGUUGACAGCCCCUGAGGGUCUAAAUGAAGAGAUAGAGAGUGACUCGGACAUUGCAAGUGAUGCUGGAUCAGUGAGCAGUGGUAAUGAAGAGGAAGUGGAAACUGCCCAGGAAAAGAGGCUGAGAUUGGCUAAGCAGUACCUCGCCCAUUUGGAGAAGGAAGAGGCGGAAAAAGAAGAUGAUGAUGCUGCUCAGAGAGAUUUGAUUGGCCACAGACUCCGGGAGGAUGUGCUUGAGCAGGCCGGGAAACUUUAUCGACAAGUUGCUGCAGAAUAUGUCCCACCAUCAUCUGAUGAUAUCAAAGUUCUCCGAGGACACAAACUUCCCAUUACAUGCCUUGUAAUUUCACCAGAUGCCAAACAUGUGUUCACUGGCUCAAAAGAUUUUACAAUUAUCAAAUGGGAUGUGGCUGAAGGCAAGAAGAUUCACACAAUAAAAGGUGGAAAGAAGGGUGAGGAGGAGACACAUAAAGGACAUUGCUCUCAUAUUCUAAGUUUAGCAAUUGCUUCUGAUGCUAAGUUCAUGGUCUCUGGAGAUAAAAGUAAACUGAUUCACGUAUGGAACCCAGACACAUGUGAACAUAUCAAAACACUGAGGGGACAUCGAGAUGCAGUAUCUGCUCUUUCGUUUCGGAAUGGCACCCACCAACUCUACAGUGCAUCACAUGAUAGAUCCGUCAAAGUAUGGAACCUGGACGAAAUGGCCUAUGUGGAAACAUUGUUUGGUCACCAAGAUCAUAUCACAGCCAUCGACAGUUUAUCUCGGGAACGUUGUAUCACGUCAGGAGGACGAGACAAAUCAGUGCGAGUCUGGAAGAUCAUUGAGGAAUCACAACUGGUCUUUCAUGGACACAAUGGUUCCAUAGACUGUGUCUCAUUGAUCAAUGACAGUCAUUUUGUUAGUGGUGCUGAUGAUAAUUCCAUAGCUUUAUGGAGCGUCCUCAAGAAGAAGCCAGCACACACUGUUCAGAAUGCUCACAGUGGUGCAGAUGGGGACCAGAAUGGCAAGGAGAAUUGGAUAUCUGCAAUAGUUUCACUCAAGUACACUGAUCUUGUUGCAUCAGCAGGGUCCAGAGAUGGAUGUAUCAGGCUGUGGCAAGUCUCUGAAGGAUACCGCUCACUCAAGCCUUUAUUCUCAAUACCUGUGGUUGGUUUUGUGAAUAGUCUUCAGUUUUCACCCGAUGGUGGAUUGCUCAUUGCUGGUGUCGGACAGGAGCACAAGUGGGGGAGAUGGUGGAGGAAACCAGAAGCUAAGAACUCUGUUAUUGUAAUCAAACUCAAUAGAGAGACGAAGAAAUGAAGUGGGUGUGAUUAUUAGCUGAAGAAAGAGGACAUAAUGUCUUGUGUUAACUUGCGUCCUACUGGAUGUGACCGAGGAGGUGUGAAGUGGUUGUGAUUUUUGUCUUCAAGUCUCCCCAUUACAUACAUGUAUUCUGUCAGCAAAGCCAAGUAUGGCGUGUGGAUGUAUGUAAUUGUAUCAUUGACUCGACUCUGUAUGUACAGCAUAUGGUUUUGAUGGGGAAAAUGACAUAUUUAUGGGGGGAUUGAAAAUCUCUGAAUCUUACAGUCCCAAGUUUAGUACAAGAUUUUCUGGCUGGAGGAAUAGUUGUGAAAGAAAGGUCACUGUAGUCAUUAUUGUAUGAAAUGUAUAUAAAGUGGGAAGAGAAGCACUGCCAAGAUUGGUCUGGCCAAGGAAAUGUGUCGCUGCUUCUUGAAAAAUGAAUAAAAGUAUUGUUUUAUAACUGAA